UUAGAGGGACAGUUACUUUCCCAUGCCCAUGGUCAGACGAUGCUAAAGAAUGUUCUAAGUUGUUCAUAUGCAGAACUGGCUAAAAGAAAGUCCUAUUUUGAAUAUUACACUUCAAAGGUGUGGUCUAUACAGUAACCAAGACCCACUGAAUUUAGUGCUAUCCUUGUCCCACUUUCACCAUCGAGGCUUCAUGAGACCAAGGAAUUUCUGACUUAAAGAAUCUCUGACAUUUAAGUUAACAUCAGGUAUUAUCAGCCACCAUGCACUGGCUACAGUUUAGCUGUUGGUGUUUGGUAAAUCUUACAGUGGCUCUAACCACUGCCCUACAGUUGAACCAGAAGCCUCGUUUCUAUGGAGUCAAGGCCGGCCGAAGUGUAAUAAUUUACUGUGUGGCUCCAGACCAUACUCAAAAUGCUCAAGUGGAAUGGUACAAAGCCCCUAAAUAUAAUACACCCCCUGUGGAAAGAGAAAUAGUUACUGAGGGGCAGCAGAUCCAUAUGAGGGAAAAGAGUAUGACACAAAACGCUUCAAUCAGCUUUCGAGAUUUGACCACUGAAGCCAGUGGGGUGUACUUCUGCAAAAUGAAUCAUACCUGGGGCCCAGGGACAGAGUUGCAGGUGUUUAGACCAAACAACCUUAAUGGUGCAGUGUAUAGGAGCAACAUGAAGGAUGCUCUGAUCCUGAUCCAAGCCUUUCUGUUGACACUAUGCGUUGUUGCUCCCUUGAUACGUAGCCAAACCUUAUUCAAGAAAGAGGAGACCGUUUAUGAAGAGCCUGAACAUGACCACAUCUAUGAGGGCUUGGAGAUAGAGCACUGUGGGGGUGGAGUGUACGAGGACAUCUCAGCGUAUGCGCAGCCUGAUCAGGCCGGGGCUGCCUGGGCCCAAGAGUAAGCUGGCCUGGGCCUGACCUGUAUUAACGCUGUAUAACGACUGCCAAAGAUUCUAUGUUUAAAACAUGGGAUUUAAUUUAUAAUUUAUCAAAUGUCACAAGAUGCCUGGUUAUGAUAGAUUGGGAAUGUAAGACUAAGCAUCUAUCUAUGUCAGGGUUGUGCUUUACUGUACAUGAGGGCUGUGUUUAUUGCUGAGCUUUGCCUUCUAAAGGUAAUGCUUCUCUGAGGAUUUCAUGCCUUAUGCAUAAUAUCACAGCCUGCUUUUUUAUCCGUGUGUACAUUGUACUUUCUAAUUAAUACCACUAGGUGGCAUACCACUAUCUUGUAUGUACCACAGUGAUCAUUAAUUUUGUCUACACAGGAGACAUUUUACUAUAAUGUAAGGCAUAUUUUUAUGUCUGGAACAUAAAUUGUUUAAAGAUGAAUUUGAUUCAGUGUGUUCUUAUUAAUAUGCCCGACUGCUUAGGUGCACCUGGUAUAACAUGUUUGGUAUAUAUAACAAUUUAUGUGAUUGUUUUAGUAGACACAUAAUUAGAUCAGUAAUUGUUCUAAAAUGCAUUUAUUAAUAAAGU
Hypomesus transpacificus is the source of this 1464-nucleotide messenger RNA. RefSeq names its product CD79b molecule, immunoglobulin-associated beta (gene cd79b). NCBI's taxonomy places the organism in Eukaryota, Metazoa, Chordata, Actinopteri, Osmeriformes, Osmeridae. The record is from RefSeq and is a predicted model, not a curated record. Gene Ontology annotation, biological process: B cell differentiation; B cell receptor signaling pathway. The transcript is spliced from 5 exons. Bases 261 to 893 code for a protein of 210 amino acids. Gene Ontology annotation, cellular component: external side of plasma membrane; B cell receptor complex.